Miscanthus lutarioriparius is the source of this 2949-nucleotide messenger RNA. The record is from the annotation of a GenBank genome assembly. Lineage: Eukaryota; Viridiplantae; Streptophyta; Magnoliopsida; Poales; Poaceae.
AUGGGUCUCUUUGAUCGCCUCCUCCUCGGCGGCGAUCGCAGCAGGGGGAAGGAGGACCAGGAGCGCGGUGGCGGCGCCGAGACGGCCGCCAUGGGGUCAGACGUGCCACCGCCGUCGGCCAUCCCUCCCCUCUCGGCCGCUGCUGCAUCCGUAGUCCGCCGAUGCGCCCGGAUCGCGGGCGUGCCGGUGGAUCAGCUGCUCCGGCGGCUGGACGCGGAGGAGCAGGCCGGCGGGCCGCUGGAGUACGCCAGGAGCGUCGUGGAGUACUGCUCCCACGUCGCCCUUCGCGUGGAGGCCAGGCGCCCGGACCACCUCGGCGACAGGGAGUUCCACACGCUCACAUACGACAUGAUGCUCGCCUGGGAGGCGCCCGACGAGGAGACCUACGCCAUGUUUCAGAAAACGGCAUUCAGCGUUCUCCGCGACGACGCGGAUGACGACGACGGUGCAUCCAUUUUCUAUUCAAGCCCAACGCAGAUGGCCAUUCAGGUCGAUGGCAGGAGGACAGUUGGACCCGAGGCAUUUGCCAAGAUUGCUCCUGCUUGCCCUGCCAUGGCGCACCCCAUCACCGUUCGUAACCUGUUUGACGCGCUCACCAACUCUACAGGAGGACGGCUGCAUUUCCUUAUCUACCACAAGUAUCUCAGAAGCUUAGACGAGGCGUUCUGCUCUGCAAAACGUAUGUUAGGGGGGCACAAAGCUCCUGCCCUGCAGCUCUCUGACGACGAAGUGAUCCUUGACAUCCACGGCGCUGCGACAACCAAGCCAGUUCUUCAGCACAUCGGGACGUCCACAUGGCCUGGGAGGCUCACACUGACGAAUCACGCGCUCUACUUUGAGGCUAUUGGUGUUGAUUUCUCAUACGGCGAGGCUGUUGUGUAUGAUCUGGCAAGGGACUUGAAACAAUCAGUAAAACGUGAGUCCACUGGGCCAUGGGGUGCUCACCUCUUUGACAAAGCUGUCAUGUACAAGUCCAGCUUGACAAGUGAACCUGUCUUCUUUGAAUUCCCACAAUUCAAAGGCCACACUCGCCGAGAUUACUGGUUUGCAGCCAUCAAAGAGGUGCUGCACGCACACAAGUUCAUCAGGAAGUACAAGCUUGCUAGUUUCCAGAAGGCGGAGGCUCUCUCCGUCGCAACAUUAGGGAUUUUGCGGUACCGCACUGUUAAACAGGGAUUCCACAUACUACCAGCACAUUUCAAGACCAUCCUUGCCUUCAACUUGGCCGAGAAACUGCCGAAAGGCGACAAGAUUUUGGAGGCAUUGUAUGGCCAGCUCAAGCAGCAUUGCCCAAGAUUCAGAGGAAGCCAGGAUUUCGGUCAGAGCAGUUCGGAUGAAUUGAUGCUUGCUGACCCCUUCCCACUUUCUGCGUAUACAAUGGUGACAAUGGGUUUGCUAAAACUGAAAGAGGAGGACAAUGCUGAGGAGAGGGAUUUCACUGUGCGAGACGUGCAAAUUGGAGGAACUAGCUCAGUUCAGAUGGCUCUAGAGCGAUCGGUUGGGUAUUCAGGCAGAGUGGAAGCGGCAAGGACUACGCUUGAUCAGGUCAAAGUGGAAGACAUAGACACUAAUGUAGCUGUCCUAAAGGAACUACUAUUUCCUUUGAUUGAAAUAGGUAAAAGGUUGCUCACUUUGGCUGGGUGGGAAGAGCCCUUUAAAUCUUUUGUCUUCUUGUUAUGUUUCCUCUACAUGGCAUACAGUGGUUGGAUCUGGUUCAUGUUUCCUGGCUUUUUGCUUGGUUCUACUCUCUUCAUGCUAUGGAACAAACAUUACGGGAAUGGGCGCUCGGUGGGAGCAUUUGAGAUCAUAACUCCUCCUCGAAGAAGAACCGUGGAACAACUUCUAGCUCUGCAACAGGCCAUCUCACAGCUGGAAGCACACGUGCAAGCAGGGAACAUUUUUCUCCUCAAGCUUCGGUCCCUCAUGCUUGCAGCAUUUCCUCAGAGCACCAACAGAGUUGCAGCUGCACUGGUUGUAGUGGCCACGAUAUUCACAUUCAUGCCAUUGAGAACCAUUGUUCUACUGAUUCUUCUAGAAGCAUACACAAGACAGAUGCCAUUGAGGAAGAAGAGCAGUGAAAAGUUGGUGAGAAGCUGCGGCGUUCGUGCAUUUCGUACAGGCAACGCCGCCACACCGGAGCCACCGGCCGGUCACCGGAGAGAAGUACAGGGCCGUGCAGCAGGUUUGAGAGCAGCACGCGACAAGCAUGGCAGACUACCACAAGAUCCACCCGGUGACCGUGGGCUCGCCGCCGCCGUCCGCGCCGCCGGAGCAUGGCAAGAAACCCAGCCACGACCAGCUGCUACCGGUGACGGCCCCGGCGCCGUACGCACCAGCGCCGCUGCCCCGCCGCGGCGUCGGCAGCGGCACAGCCGGUGCUGCCGGUGCGUGUGCUACACCUUCCUGGCCCUCGUCCUGCUCGUCGUCGCGCUCGGCGCCACCGCGGGGAUCCUGUACCUCGUGUUCCGGCCCAAGAUCCCGACCUUCCACGUGGACCGGCUCACCGUCACCCGGUUCGACGUGAACACCACGACGGCCACGGUCACCGACGCGUUCGACGUCGACGUGACGGCCACCAACCCGAACCGCCGCAUCGGGAUCUACUACGACGGCGGCGACGUCACGGCGUCCUUCAACGGCACCGUGCUGUGCCGCGGCCCCUUCCCGGCGCUGUACCAGGGCCACCGGACCACCGUGCGCCCGCACAUCUCGCUCGCCGGGGAGACGCGGCUCGACAGCGACGUCGCGGCGCAGCUGCUGCAGCAGCAGCAGGCCGGGUUCGUGCCGCUCACCGUGCGCGCCCGCGUGCCGAUACGCAUCAAGUUCGGCGCCAUCAGACUGUGGAAGAUGACGGGCAAGGCCAACUGCAACCUGGUGGUCGACAACAUCCAGGCAGGCACGCAGCUGAGCAUCCGAUCCAAUACCUGCAGUUUUAAGCUUAAGAUCUAG